AUGAAGAAGUUUCAGCAGCUACCGCGGGCUGCAAGGGACGCGGCUCGCAUCGUGAAGUACACCCCGUGCAACCCGCAGGAGAUGAUGCAACUGGACGACGAUCUCGAGGACAUCGCGAUCGUGAGCAACGCGGCUCCGGAGAGCGUGAAGUACGGCAGCGGGUCGCUGACGGCCAACGGGCCGCGGGUCGUGCCGGGCAUCAUCACGACGACGGCCGACCGCUUGCAGCAGAGCGCGGCUCGCAGCGUCAGCCACACCCGCAUCCACACCGCUUCGCCGGCCCUCUACGGGACCAAGUCGUCCGAGAACCUCAAGUCCGGGUCCAGGCAGUCGCUGCUCGAGUCCAUCGGGAACCGCUUCCCCAUCGGGGCCAAGCGGCGGUCGCGAGACUCCACGAUGGCCUUCGUCAACAAGGGCCACGUGGGCAGCGAGCUGGAGAUCUCGAGGAAAACCCGGGAGCUGAGACGCAAAGAGAUCAAGCGCGAGUUCGAAAAGUGCGAGUCGUCGUCAGCGAGCAGUUCCGACAGGCCCACCUGCAACUGGUCCUUCGUGUUCGAUCCCGCCGGUCGCCUCUGUUACUACUGGUCCAUGGUGGUCAGCGUUGCCUUCCUGUACAACUUCUGGGUCAUGAUAUACCGCUUCGCAUUCCAGGAGAUCAACAGGUCCACCAUCGGGGCCUGGUUCCUCUUCGACUACCUGGCAGACCUCCUGUACGCCUUGGACAUCGCCUUCCACUUUCGGACAGGUUACCUGGAGGAAGGCGUGCUCCAGACGGAUUCCGUCAAGCUCCGUCAGUUCUACAUGAAUUCCACCAUGUUCUACAUCGACUGCCUCUGCCUCCUGCCCCUGGACGUUCUCUAUCUAUCCAUAGGUUUUAAUUCUGUCCUACGCUGUUUUAGACUCGUCAAGAUCUACCGUUUUUGGGCCUUCCUGGACAGAACUGAGCGGCACACGAACUACCCCAACGUGUUCAGGGCUCUGAGCCUGACCCAUUACGUUCUAGUGAUAUUCCAUUGGAACGCUUGCUUUUAUCACAUCAUCGCCACCAAUGGAGGUUUCGGCUCCCGAGACUGGUUUUUCCCAAGCGAAGGCAACUGCAAGGACACCAUGUGCGAGUACCUUCAUGCCUUCUACUGGAGCACGUUAGCACUCAGCACAAUCGGAGAACUACCCCGACCUAGGACUAAGGGAGAAUAUUUCUUCCUAAUUCUUGAGCUAACCACUGGACUCUUUCUAUUUGCUGCAGUGCUGGGGCAUGUAGCUAACAUCGUCACAAAUGUCAGCGCAGCAAGGAAAGAAUUUCAAGCACGUCUUGAUGCGGUGAAGACGUACAUGCGCAUGCGCCGUGUCCCCGAGCACCUCCAGAACAAGGUUAUUCGCUGGUUCGACUACUUGUGGGUGACUCAGAAGUGUUCGGACGAGGAGCGCUCCGUGGGCUGCCUGCCGGACAAGCUGAAGGCCGAGAUCGCCAUCCAUGUGCACCUAGACACUCUGAAGCGCGUCGAGAUCUUCCAGAACACCGAGGCAGGCUUCCUCUGCGAAUUGGUGCUCAGGCUCAGACCCGUCCUCUUCAGUCCAGGAGACUACAUCUGCAGGAAAGGUGAAGUAGGCAAGGAGAUGUACAUCGUGAACCGCGGCCGGUUGCAGGUGGUGACAGACAAUGGCCGCACGGUGCUGGCAACCCUGCGAGCAGGUAGCUACUUUGGCGAGAUCAGCGUCUUGAACAUGGGCACGGCAGGCAACCGGCGCACCGCUUCAGUCCGCUCACUCGGAUACUCCGAUCUAUUCUGUCUCUACAAGCACGACAUGUGGGACGUACUCAAGGAUUAUCCGGCCGCACGAGUCCGUCUCGAAGCCAUCGCCGUCAAGAGACUGCACAAGUAUGAGAAAGAACCCUUACGAAAAGUUGCGAUGGGCCGCUGUCGGAGCACACCAGGUUUGGUAGAAUCCAAAGGGAGAAUUCGACUCGAAGACAUGGACAUCGGCCCCGCACCAUAUAACGUAGAACCUUCCUCUAUCUCUGCAGCCACACUAUUCGACGACAUGGCGGACAAUGAGACUCACUCGUCGCACCACGACACAGAACGUCGCAGCACCAGUAGCAGCAACACCAACUUCGGUGACGCCGGUGGAAUCCCAAUGGAACCGAUCUCGAACAUCAGCCAGAAGGUGUCGGAAAUGCAGAAAGCAUCUCAGAGGCGGACAUCUUUGGGCGCAACUUUGAUAGGCACAAACAACAACACACAGAAGAGGCUUUUGCCACCACCUCCUGCCAAAGUUCUGAAGCCAGCACCCUCAUACCAAUCCUUGUACUCAUUGUCCACGAACACCAGACCCAUAUCGCCUUAUCAAAACACCACAGACAGCCCUUUCAUCAUGGACAAGAACAUUGUCCAGUUUCCUUUCGGGAGGAUACCCCCAGAACCAUCUCAAGAAGCUUUACUCGCCGAAAUAAAGAGACUCAGGGAACGGCUUGUUACGCUGGAGGCUGACAAUGCUUCUAUGAGUCUGAAACUCAGCCAACAGCAGUGGGAAGUUCAGAACAGAUUGGCCGAAAUAGAACUGCAUAUUUGCUCGACUGGUAGCGGCCAAGGUCCACCAGGGCCGACAUCAAAUAGCAGUGGCAGCGGGGACGAUUUCGAACGAAAUAGAGAAUCCAUAAUUUAGAUGCC
Uloborus diversus is the source of this 2672-nucleotide messenger RNA. Its product is annotated as cyclic nucleotide-gated channel rod photoreceptor subunit alpha-like. The transcript has 4 exons. Gene Ontology annotation, biological process: monoatomic cation transmembrane transport. Bases 1 to 2667 code for a protein of 888 amino acids. NCBI's taxonomy places the organism in Eukaryota, Metazoa, Arthropoda, Arachnida, Araneae, Uloboridae. Gene Ontology annotation, cellular component: plasma membrane; intracellular cyclic nucleotide activated cation channel complex. The record is from RefSeq and is a predicted model, not a curated record. Gene Ontology annotation, molecular function: cGMP binding; intracellularly cAMP-activated cation channel activity; intracellularly cGMP-activated cation channel activity.